Molecule: messenger RNA, 384 nt
Organism: Symbiodinium necroappetens
Lineage: Eukaryota; Dinophyceae; Suessiales; Symbiodiniaceae
Source: the annotation of a GenBank genome assembly
GUGCACGUCCCCAUGGUGCAGACCGUGAUGAAAGAGAUUGAAGUGCCCCAGAUUCAGUACGAAGACGAGAUCAUCCCCAUUCCGGUCCAGAAGCAGGUCCAGGUUCCCAUGGUGCAGAAGGUGCAGGUCCCUGUGGAGGUUCCGCAGAUCCAGUAUGAGGACCAGGUGGUCCAGGUUCCUGUGCAGAAGCAGGUCCAGGUCCCCAUGAUCCAGAAGGUGCAGAAGAUCGUUGAGGUGCCCCAGAUCGAGUACGAGGACCAGAUCGUGCCCGUCCCUGUGCAGAAGCAGGUGCAGGUGCCGAUGAUCCAGACCGUUCAGAGGCAGGUGGACGUGCCGCAGAUCCAGUACGAGGACCAGGUUGUCCAUGUCCCUGUCCAGAAGCAG